AUGGCUUAUGUGCAAGGAGGACGAUGCCCCAAAUCCUGUGGGAAUUACACAAGUAAUGGUUUCCUUAAAAUGGCUUGCAAUGGGGGCUUGAAUCAGAUGCGUGUUGCGAUUUGUUACAUGGUCAUAGUUGCUCGGCUUUUAAAUCUUACUUUGGUUGUUCCAGACCUGGAUAAGAGAUCCUUCUGGGCUGAUCCUAGCAACUUUGAGGACAUUUUUGAUGCGAGACACUUCAUUGAUUCACUAAGAGAUGAAGUUCGAAUUGUCAAAAGGUUGCCAUAG
Molecule: messenger RNA, 279 nt
Organism: Ilex paraguariensis (yerba mate)
Lineage: Eukaryota; Viridiplantae; Streptophyta; Magnoliopsida; Aquifoliales; Aquifoliaceae
Source: the annotation of a GenBank genome assembly